Molecule: messenger RNA, 2230 nt
Organism: Contarinia nasturtii (swede midge)
Lineage: Eukaryota; Metazoa; Arthropoda; Insecta; Diptera; Cecidomyiidae
Gene: ecd
Product: protein ecdysoneless
Exons: 3
Coding region: 118-2106 (662 amino acids)
Cellular component (GO): nucleus
Source: RefSeq, a predicted model, not a curated record
UGACAGUAUUAAAUAUCGACUCAAUUAAAACAAAAAGAAGUUCAAAGUCAUAUUCAUUUCAUUUGAUUCGGAUUUUUUUUCAUAAUUGGUUCAUAAUUGGCAUACAUUCAAAAUUAAAUGGAUGCAAAACGGGGAACUGAAGUUAUUCGGGCCGAUGACUUUGUGGAAUAUUUUUUAUUCCCAUCGUUAAACGACCUCAAUGGUAAUAAUUCGACGGAAAAAUUGGACAAUUUUCUACGCGAUGUUAACGAAAGCGUACAAAAAUUUUCGGUUGAUUAUAUUUGGCACAAGGAACCAUUUCAAUUAGUUGUGCGUACGCCAGAAACAUCAAGGCUAUUUAAUGAAAGUAAAAUUGAAGAUGAUUUACCGCCACACCUUUACGGACUAACAUUUUACGGUGAAAACAUUCAGGAUGAAUGGUUUAUUGUUGAAAUUAUUAAUCAUUUAACGACGAUCUAUCCGCAUUUGAUUGGACGUGUCUUUGAUGCAGACGGUGAAUUUCUGUUGAUUGAAGCUGCCGAGGUCUUACCAAGAUGGGCCAAUCCAGAUACUUGUGCUCAAAGAGUGUUUAUUUCAAGUGGUCGCAUCCUUUUAGUACAAAAUGACAUUUCAUCGGAAACUGAUAAAAAUGAUGUGCUUCCAAUAUCCGUUGGGGUGGAAAAUGUUCGCGAAAAUCGGCAUCUUUAUGAAUCGAAUGAGAUUAUAAAAUGUAUAGAGCAGCGUUUUGUUAACGCUAAAAAGAGUACCUUAUUGCAUCGAGCUUGUGUUUACUUGCCAAUAUCGGCUGCAUUGCUGUUAAAACAAAAUCCGCAAUUGAUUUCGUAUGCAGUGCGAUCAUUUUGUAAUCGUGAUCCAAUUGAAAUGAAAAUAUGCCGUGCCAUGAAACAUUUUCCACCCGAAACCCGCGUUUAUACACAAAUAACAUUCACCAAAUGCCUUUAUGCGUUACUAACAUAUCAUAAUUACAAGCCGAAUCAACGAACCGGUUGGAAUUUGCCGGAUGAAAAACAUGAAACAUAUGCAGCGCAUAAUUUGGGCAUGAAAAUUGCAUGUGGCUUGGAGAUUUGUGCGUCCAAAGCACAAAAUGAGAAUGAAAUUGAUGUGGUUCAGUCCAAAGGAUGGCAAUUAUUUGCCAAACAAUUGGAACAAAAUGGAUACUAUGGUGAUGCCAUUGAAGGAUCACAAGCGUAUACACAACGAUUUGAGGCGGCAAAACAGUACUUCAGAAUCGUUUCCGAAAAUCAUUCCACAUUUAUAGAUGCCGUUGCACGCGAUAUUCAUCAACAUUUAAAGCACAUGAGUACUUUACACGAACAAUAUAAAACGGACAUUUUAUCCGAAUUUGAUUCAUCAUUAAAUGAUAACGAAGACUGGAUGAAUAUAUCUCAGGAUGAUUUAGAUAAUAUGAUGAACGAACGAUAUGGCAUCAAGAAGACAUUGCGCUGCAACACGGACGACAGUCAGAAUGAUGCCAAUGAUCUCGGUGUAAAUUUAAACACAUUUUUACAACAAAAAUCGGAAUUUGAUGGCGUCGAUUUUCGGCCUAUGUUAAAAGAUGAAGCGAUGACGACGACGACGACGACGCGAACAACGACUGCUGCAACAAAUAAUACUCAAAAUACAGGGAACAAUAAUAUUGAUUUCAAUGCAGACGCCUUUCAAGCACAUCUCAAGGAUAUGCUUGACUUUGUGAUUCCGGAGGACAAUUGGGACUCACAUUCAGAUUCGAUGAGCGAUUUUGAUGACGAGAAUAUCGAACGGAAUAUUGAUAUGGUGGCCAAUUCAAAUGCAGCCACAUUUUCAGCAUACAUGGAACAAAUGGACCGUGAAUUGGCGGCUACCACAAUCGGCAGCAGCUUUAAAACAAAACCGAAUGUCAGUAAUGCGAAUGCAAAUGGUGGAGACGAUGAUGACGGUGACGAUGAUGAAGAUUUCGAUGAUAUCGAAUCAUUUGAACCGGUUGACAUUGAUGUGAACGCAAUGAAAAAUUUGGCUGAAAGUUAUAAGGCACAAUUUGGCAAUCAUGGUCCAACCAGUAGUCUGUUGAGCACACUUGGCAUGCGACUCAAUACCGAUUCACAAAAAUCGGCCAAUGAAAAACCAUAAAAAACAUCCAUUUUUACAUGUCGUUUUAAGUUAAUAAGAGCACAAAUAUUCUUCUUUUUUUCAUUCAUUCAUAUAUUUUUUUUUAUUUCGAAUAAAUGCAAAGCACCGAUUUUUUUUUUGACAA